This is a messenger RNA of Abrus precatorius (Indian licorice), 2321 nucleotides long. Its product is annotated as transmembrane and coiled-coil domain-containing protein 4-like. The transcript is spliced from 15 exons. The record is from RefSeq and is a predicted model, not a curated record. The coding region runs from base 188 to 2224 and encodes 678 amino acids. NCBI's taxonomy places the organism in Eukaryota, Viridiplantae, Streptophyta, Magnoliopsida, Fabales, Fabaceae.
CCAUCUGCACUUCCAAUGCAAACAUAUUAAUUAAACCCGUUUAGCUUUCGCCCUUUCAAAGCACCACACACUCAUCCCAUCUCCACAAAAUUUCAAUUCCAAUCUCCAAACGACGAUUCUUCUCUCUGCGAUUACCGUACCUAAGAAGAAGAAACGACAAUCCAUCUUCCAAGUCCUAGAACCGCACAUGGCGGCACCGACGACGACGACCACAACGACAACGACGUUUAUAUCGCCGACGCAGAGGUACGCUGCAGGAGCAUUGUUCGGCCUGGCUCUUCACGAGGCUCAGAUUAACCAAACCCAACCGUUACCCUUACCCGUUUCGGAAGACUCACUCUCCAAUGAACGAACCAGUAGUAGCUCCAGCAGCAGCGAUUCAGUUUCCGAAGACCCGGAUCUUUGGGUCAACAGCAAUUCGGGUUUGCUCCGACCCGUUUUUAAGUUUCUAGAUAUUGAUUCUGCUGCGUGGCUUGGACUAGAGGAAACCGCUGGUUCUUCUUCAGCAACGCAUCAUGUGGGACCAUUCCUAAGGUUACUUUCACAAGAAUGUGACGAUGGUUCUUCUUCUCAAAGGUUAGAUCAAGAACUUGCAUUGUCAGGAGCGGUUGACGCUAUAGUACAUAGCAUGGAACAAAACUCGGAGUCUUCUGAGUCUAAAAGAGUGAAGCUUCACGAAUAUGAACAUAAGUGUCGCGAAAAAAUUUCGGGUGCUGGUGUUGAACCUCAUUGUGAAAAGGCGGAUGCGCAUUUGGAGGUUCAAGAGGAGACGGAUACUGCUUCUUUACUUGAUUGCAAAGAGCCGCAGCAGGAAUCUGUUGAUUGUAAAAUUGAUGAGAGACCGAUUGAGGAAGUGAUGAUGCUGAGUGAUCAGAGGAAGGUGACGGUUCUUUAUGAAAUUCUAUCUGCUUGUCUGUCGGAUUUGGGCGGAGAUAACGAGAAGUCUACGCGGAGGAGGAAGGGCUAUGAUGCCCGACAUCGUGUGGCUCUGCGGUUGCUAGCUACUUGGCUUGAUGUCAAGUGGAUAAAAAUGGAGGCCAUUGAGACCAUGGUUGCUUGUUCUGCAAUGGCUUUUAUUAAAGGGCAAGAAUCCAAGAAAGAAGACUCUCAAUCAAAAGAAAGCAAGUGGGCUAAAUUUAAGCGUGGUGGUAUAAUUGGCGCUGCUGCAAUAACUGGGGGAACCUUGUUGGCCAUUACUGGUGGGUUAGCUGCACCAGCAAUUGCUGCAGGUCUGAGUGCCUUGGCUCCAACUUUGGGUACUCUGAUCCCUGUAAUCGGAGCAAGUGGAUUUGCUGCAGCUGCUGGUGCUGCAGGAACUGUUGCUGGUUCUGUUGCUGUAGCUGCAUCAUUUGGAGCUGCUGGAGCUGGACUUACAGGAAGCAAAAUGGCUAGGAGAGUCGGGGGUGUGGAUGAGUUUGAAUUCAAAGCUAUAGGACAAAACCAUAACCAAGGCAGGCUAGGGGUUGAGAUCUUGGUCUCUGGAUUUGUCUUUGAGAAGGAAGAUUUUGUAAGGCCAUGGGAAGGACAGAAUGACAACUUGGAGAGGUAUGCACUGCAGUGGGAAUCCAAGAAUCUGAUUGCUGUGAGCACUGCAAUUCAAGAUUGGCUUACUUCAAGACUUGCAAUGGAGCUGAUGAAGCGAGGGGCAAUGAUGACCGUUUUAAGUGCACUUGUAACUGCUUUGGCUUGGCCAGCUGCAUUACUUGCAGCAACUGAUUUCAUAGACAGUAAAUGGACAAUUGCUAUUAACAGAUCAGACAAAGCGGGUAAGUUGCUUGCUGAAGUACUAAUAAAAGGAUUGCAGGGAAAUAGGCCUGUGACACUUAUUGGCUACUCGCUUGGAGCAAGAGUUAUUUUCAAGUGCCUACAGUGUUUGGCUAAAACAGAAAAUAGCGCCGAACUAGUUGAAAGAGUUGUACUUCUUGGAGCACCCAUCCCAAUCAAGGAUGAGAACUGGGAAGCAGCUAGAAAGAUGGUAGCAGGAAGAUUUGUAAAUGCUUAUUCUAGGAAUGACUGGAUGCUUGGAGUUGCCUUCCGUGCCAGUUUACUUACGAAAGGAUUAGCUGGAAUCCAACCAAUUGACAUUCCUGGGAUCCAAAAUGUCGAUGUGACAGAUCACAUUGAAGGCCAUUCGUCUUAUCUAUGGGCUACCCAAAAGAUCUUAGAUCAGCUUCAAUUGGAUACGUCUUAUCCUGUAUAUAACUACAUUUCUUGCAUACAGUGAAACCCCUCGUUUCAGCUGUGUUUCUCCCUUUACAUUUCUUCUAUCAGCUGUUGAGGAGUUGCAGCGAAUGCCGGCCCUCAGUUGCUUUAAAGUCGGA